CGCGUAAUAUCUUUGGAUACUGUGUGAUAACACGUAUUGACUAUCGGUAAAAUUCACAUAACUGUUAGUCAACUGUUGAUUAUUUUUUCACAAGGUCACUACUUUGAAAACAACCGCCUGCAGCGGCAUCUCCACUCCCUAUUUUCUCUCCCCCUCCCCUUCACGUUCGCCCCAAACUAUCCUGCUCCCUUUUUUCACUCCCCGUUCUGUUGGAGGCACAUCGAUAAUCUACUCCAGUCAUCUUCUUUUCUUUGUUUUAUCGAUUACCACACCAGUGUUUUAAUGUCACGUCAAGAAAGACGCUUACCAAAAUGGAGAUAUCACAUCAACUCCGUUGGGACCAAGUCCUGAUUUUGGCAGCGACACUUAUGUCACCUGCAAUCACUGUGUUGUGUAAUGACAUCCUGGGUCUGAAGGUGGCAGGAGAUCCGGUUCUGACCCCUAACUCUGUCUGCCUGCGGCUGGCGGGCCUGAGCAAGCGUCAGAUUCGUCUGUGUGUGCAAAGCCCCGACGUGACGGCCUCUGCACUGCAGGGCAUCCAGGUGGCCAUCCACGAGUGCCAGCACCAGCUCAGAGACCAGCGGUGGAACUGUUCUGCUCUGGAGAGCCACAGCAAGCUGCCCCACCAGAGUGCCAUCCUCAACAGAGGCUUCAGGGAGAGUGCCUUCUCUCUGUCCCUGCUGGCAGCGGGCGUGGCCCACUCCGUGGCUUCCGCCUGCAGCCUAGGCAAGCUCCGGGGCUGCGGCUGCGAGGCCAAGCGUCGCCUGGACGAGGAUAAGAUUCGCCUCAAACUCACCCAGCUGCAGCUGCAGACCCUCCAGAGGGGAGGAGCCAGAGUGGGCAUGGGAGUAGGUGGUGGAGGAGGGGCACACCCCCAGGAGAUCAGAGAUGUGCCAGCCAGCCUGCGUUCUGGUUCAACCCACCCCUCCUCCCUCCUCAAGCCCCUACCAGAGGACCUCAGUCCCCUGCAGGAGACCUGGGAGUGGGGGGGCUGUAGCCAUGACGCCCGCUUCGGGGAGAGAUUCUCCAGGGAUUGGUUGGACUCCCGGGGCUCCCCAAGGGAUAUCCACGCCCGCAUGAGGAUCCACAACAACAGGGUUGGCCGGCAGCUAGUGACUGACAACAUGAAGAGGAAGUGUACAUGCCACGGCACGUCAGGCAGCUGCCAGUUCAAGACCUGCUGGUACGUGUCCCCAGAGUUCAGACUGCUGGGGUCUCUGCUCAGGGACAAGUUCCUCUCCGCCAUCUUCAUUAACUCCCAGAACAAGAACAACGGGGUGUUCAACCCCCGGGUCGCAGCCGGGAAUGGUGCCUCGAAUGGGGUCAGGAAUGGCGCCGAAGGGCCUACUGGGCCUGGGGGCGCGGGGAGCCCAAACAAUGGGGGACGGCGGAGGAGCGGUGUGUCACGUGAGCUGGUCUACUUUGAGAAGUCGCCAGACUUCUGUGACCGGGAGACGUCCCUGGACUCUCUGGGUACUCGGGGCCGGAUCUGCAACAAGACCAGCCACAGCAUGGACAGCUGCGGGUCCCUGUGCUGCGGAAGGGGACACAACAUCCUGAAGCAGACACGUAGUGAGAGGUGCCACUGCCGCUUCCACUGGUGCUGCUACGUGCUCUGCGAGGAGUGCAGAGUCACAGAGUGGGUCAACGUCUGCAAGUAGAUAGGUACAUGACCUGCCAAGGCUCCUGAAAGGAACCACCCAAUAGGACGCAGCGUGGCACCUGGAUUCACCCAUUGACUCCCCAGUGUACUACGCGCCAACCACCCAAGCAAACCUUUCCUUUGGUACAAUGGGUAGACGAUCCACUUCAUCUACUAAGGCCUGACACUUAGUUACUUACUGGUAAUCCUCUUCAUGCAUUGGGACGCAUGGGCCUCCGCAAGAGAGUCCGACUGUUUCUAGUCAGCAGGUUACUUGGUUAGCGUUCAUACAGGCGAGGCCACACUCUUUCAUGCCCUUCUUAACAGUCCUUCCCCAGGUUUCUCCUGGACAUAUCCAGGACACAGGAUGGCAAAAUGAAAAUCCACCCUUUAGCUUUGUCCAAUAUACACACAUCCACCCAACCAAACCUUUCAUUUCAGACUCGGUGUUUGUUUUUCUAUUUGCGUCGGGCUAAAGUCUCCCACAGAAUGUGUUUAUCCCCCACUUCUCUCUCCUUUUUCUUUUUCCGUCAUCUGGGAUCUAUUUUCCCUUUGUUGCCUGUCAAAAUGCCAAGUCAGAGGUUGAAGACGAGGUGACUCAUGUCAUUUGUCUGUCUUUCCUCUGCCUGUUUAGAUGCAGCCCUUUCAGCCAUGGAAAUCUGAAUGUCCUGGACCCCAUCUGGUGUUCUGUUCUGUUCUCCCCUGCUCUCUUACUCGGGAACAAAGAACAUCUCAGACAGCAGAAACACAUUAUCAUUUCAACUAAGUAAUGCCCAGGCUAGUAUCACAGUGUACCAUUUUUUGUUUACACGAAAAAAAUCUAUAUUAAUGUUUGUGUGUGAACUUAUGUUGCCUUCCUUGCUUGGCAUAGGCUGUGUGGGACCAUUUUAUGAGAGGAACAUAUGAGGCCCAAUGACUGAAUGUUGCUCUGCUCAGGAUGAAGUUGAACUGAAGCUGUUAUAAUCGACAAAGCCUGAACCCAACAGGGAGACGCUGGAAAACGGACAUGCCAUGAGUUCUGAUAUGGAGUGUGUUAAUGAACUCCAGAGGAUGAUUAUACUCAUUGGAUGUUUUGCACCUACGCCUCAAGGCCACAGGGUUUCAAUUCUUUAGCGCCGGUUCUCCAUGACAAGAACCAGGAUGAACUAACGAAACAGUACUAAAGAGAACCAGGCAUGAAGGUUCCUCAACGUGUUUCCAUUACCAAUGGAAACAGAACUGGAGUGACUAGGAAUCUAGUGGGGACAGUUUGCUCUGCCCAUUGGUUUUCUUGGAUCGACUGGAGGAGAAAAUCCGUGUCUGAAUCUUCUUUGAAGCAAUUUACCAUUGAUUUGGUGGAAUGCUCUCGGUCCGUCUCCAAACUGAACUGCAGGUCAUUGAGGCCAUGCCUUAGAAUUGCAACCGUCGUUACCACAAACUGUAUUAUUGCUGUUUCUUUUGUUUUGUGAUGUUGUUUUGUGAAUCAAUAGAAUUAUUACGUCACAAAUAUGCCUAUACUUAUUUCUGCCGGACGGAGUUCUCUCAUUCCAUUGUGAGAGCCGAGGUUAGGUGUUUGCGCGCCUGAAACUUUCCAAUGCUGCUAAAUGUGUGGGGAAGAGUGUACAAGUGUAGGGUUGGAGGUAUAGGGCACAAGUCUAUAGGUCUGCUCUACACUCCACACGGGAGAGAGGUGGUGAGACUCAUUUUAUGGCCGCUUCCUUCAUGCAGAGAGAGGUGUUUUUUUUUAUGGCAGCAGGAUAUUGUUUCCCGAACGAAUGACUUUUAUUACUAGAGGAGAGAGGAUUGAGGAGAGACAGGGGCGAUUAUACCCGUCUCUCUCUCUGUUGUGUGUGUGUGUGUGUGUGAGCCUGGGAUCAUCUGUCCAGGGUUCACAGCCAAGGGAGACUCACUGCACAAUGUUGUGCUGCUACUGAAGACACUGUGUCCCUUUCUGUCUAAGUCAGAGACAGACAAACAGAGAGACAGAGCUCUUGCGUGAUUUACACACUCAUCCCACAUACCGUCCAGGGCCUGGCAAGAUUAAAGAUAAGAACAUUCUUAGAUCCACACAUAUGGGGGAUAUACAAACUUGAUGCGAUCCAGCUUGUCUUAGGCCUUCAAUGGUCAAUAUUACUUUGUUUGUGUGAACAUGAGUCCACUGAUUGAAACACCCUUUAGGUAGACUAAAAGUGACUGACUGUCCCAAUAUCUGGAUCAAGCGCGCUCACCCUGGUAUUUAGUGAGAGAAUAUGAGAGAGGGGGACACUGAGAGGGACUGCCAUGGGAUUGGAAUGAUAAGGGAUAACUCGAUCUCUGGUUUGCAUUUCUUCAUUCCUAUAUCAUUUCACCCUGGAGCUGCUGCUGCUGUUGCGAAGGGGAAUUUCCUGUCACCGUUUCUCCCCAUGUGUGAGACAGAGGUUGGACAGCCCUGGGUCGCUUUGUCGUCUUUUUUUCUCCCUCUGUCUGUGUCAGUCUCUCAGUCUCUGUCUCACUCGCUCUCUCUCCCACUCCUUCUUCUUCUCCUCUCUCCUCCUCUCCUCUCUCUGUCUCCCUGUCUCCCUCUCUCCUUCUCUCCCCCUCUUUCUGUCUCCCUGUCUCCCUGUCUCCCUCUCUUCUCUAUGCCCUCUCUCGCUUGCCCAAUGA
Oncorhynchus mykiss (rainbow trout) is the source of this 4264-nucleotide messenger RNA. It is a transcript of the gene wnt10b, whose product is annotated as wingless-type MMTV integration site family, member 10b. Gene Ontology annotation, biological process: neuron differentiation; multicellular organism development; cell fate commitment. NCBI's taxonomy places the organism in Eukaryota, Metazoa, Chordata, Actinopteri, Salmoniformes, Salmonidae. The record is from RefSeq and is a predicted model, not a curated record. Gene Ontology annotation, cellular component: extracellular region. Gene Ontology annotation, molecular function: frizzled binding; cytokine activity.